AUGUCUUACACAAACUUGAAGCGUAAAGACAUUGAGUUCAUAGUUGAGGAUAAUGUGUUCCUCAAGGUUUCCCCUUGGAAGAAAGUACUCCACUUUGGGCUCAAAGGAAAGUUGACCACUCCUUUUAUAGGACCUUAUGAGGUACUUGAUAGAGUCGGACGAGUGGCUUACAGGUUAGCCUUACCACCAGAGUUAGAGUGCAUCCACAAUGUGUUCCACAUAUCUAUGCUCAGAAAACACCGCUCUGAUCAUUCGAACGUUAUACCCUUAGAGUAUAUAGAGGUUAGUUCAGAUAUAAACUAUUCGAAGGAACCAGUCAGAAUCUUGGCAAUCGAAGUGAAAGAGUUAAGUAACAAGAGAAUUCCUUUGGUAAAGGUUCUAUGGAGGAACCAUGACGUCAAGGAGUUAACUUGGGAAUCAAAUGAGGACAUGUGGCUUUAG
Hibiscus syriacus is the source of this 441-nucleotide messenger RNA. RefSeq lists its product as uncharacterized. The transcript has a single exon. The record is from RefSeq and is a predicted model, not a curated record. The coding region runs from base 1 to 441 and encodes 146 amino acids. Lineage: Eukaryota; Viridiplantae; Streptophyta; Magnoliopsida; Malvales; Malvaceae.